Messenger RNA from Drosophila grimshawi, 13735 nucleotides. RefSeq names its product dynein beta chain, ciliary (gene Dhc93AB). Gene Ontology annotation, molecular function: dynein intermediate chain binding; dynein light intermediate chain binding; ATP hydrolysis activity. Lineage: Eukaryota; Metazoa; Arthropoda; Insecta; Diptera; Drosophilidae. Gene Ontology annotation, cellular component: dynein complex. Gene Ontology annotation, biological process: microtubule-based movement. The record is from RefSeq and is a predicted model, not a curated record. Bases 1 to 13494 code for a protein of 4497 amino acids. The transcript is spliced from 27 exons.
AUGGAGCAGCCCUCCACAAGCGCCGAGGCGGCCGCUGCCGCUGCGGGCAUUGGGCCGGAUCCACGACUGGAGCUGAUGGGUUCGUUUGUCAUCAAGUCAUUGAAACUUAAGCCGGAGAAAUGGACGCGUGUCAUCACGGUGGAGGAGCAUAAGGGCAUAAUUAAAGAGUUUCUGGAUCGCAGUGUACCCGUUGUACUAAUCAUAAUACUCACGCCCGCUGCGCAGCUGGUGCCCUCCACCACAUUCCCCCUCUCGCAGCUAAAGAGCAAGGGUGUCUACUUUAUUAAGCGAUAUGCCCAGCCCAUACCACGUGAGAACUGCGCCAAUUUUAUAAUCUUUGGUGACCUCGCGACCCGGACAAUUGACCAGCUGUCUGCUCUGGUGGAGGAGGUGCUGGUGCCACUGCUCUCCAAUGAGGACAACUAUCGCAGCUGGCCAAUAAUGGUCGCCCAGGAUGUGCAGAAGCAUGUGCACAGCCUGAAGAGCACGGUGCAUCAGGUAAAGGGUCAGGUGAGCGGCGAAACCAUUCUGGCCAUGCCCGUGGGCGUUGAGAAAAUCGUUAAGGCUGCCAAGGAGUUGACCGAAACGCAGCAUUGCCAAUUCGAUUUGUAUCUGAAGAGUGCCAUUGAGGGCGUUGUCAUUAAGUGGGCCACCCAAAUCCACGAAGUCAUCAAGGAGAGUCCAACAAAUGCCUUUGCCAACGGACAGAAUCCAACGCCGCACACAGAAUUCACAUUUUGGAAUAAUCGACUCAAGAAUCUAUCCUUUAUCUACGACCAAUUGCGCAAUGAGCGCAUUCGAGCCAUGGCCCUAAUAUUGGAGUACUCGUCGAGUGCCUAUCAUCCGUGCUUUCAGACACUUUUCAAGAAUGUUGUUACGGCACUUGCCGAGUCAAAGGAUAUAACGCUCUAUUUGAACCCAUUGAAUCGGCCCCUGCAUCAGCUGGAGGAAAUUGAUUUUGCCGAAUACAAGCCGCUACUCAUCCCCUUUAUGCAUACUGUGUGCACUCUGUGGGGCAACUCUCGCUACUAUUGCCAAUCGGCGAAAAUCACUGUGCUGUUGCAGGAGAUAUGCAAUUUGAUUAUACAUCAGGCCAAGCGUUAUUUGGACCCAUCGUCCAUAUUCCAUAGCGAUAUUGAUGAGGCCAUGCAGCGUUUAACCCUGUCCAUACAAAUACUAAAGUUCUUUCGCGAACUAUUUGAUUAUUAUAAGGAACGUUUAGCUGCGUUUUUUACGGAACCUGAGGAGCGGCCACCGAUUUUGUGGACUUUUCAUCCAAAUUCAGUUUUCAAGCGCUUUAAUGCGUUCCUUGAGCGUUUAACAACAAUUCAGUGGUUCUUCUUUACUGUGAUUGAAUUCCUGAAAUUAGAGAAAGUCGAAAUCGGUGGACUGCGUGGACGCCAGCUAAGCACAAGAAUUACUGAUGUCUACGUCGAGUUCAAUCAAUAUUUUACCGCAUUUGCAUCGAAAAGCUACGAUGUCCUCGAUCCAGAUGAUCAUGAGUUUGAUGAGGACUUUAAGGGCUUUCAAACACGCAUACUGGAGCUGGACAUGAAGCUGGCUGCCAUAUUGUGUCAGGCCUUCGAUGAUUGUCAUAACUUAGAGAGUAUUUUCAAGCUUAUAAGCAUUGUGGGCAGUGUUCUGGAUCGUCCAAAAAUUAAGGAGGAGUUCACGCAACGCUAUGCGGAAAUUGUCCGCAUGCUCGAUGAUGAGAUGACAGUCUGUGAGAAUAUAUACGACAAGCAAAUGGAGCUGAUCCGCGAGGGCGAAACACUUUAUCCCGACUACAAUUGCCCCUCCGUGGCAGCCUUUAUACGCUGGUGCUACCAGCUGGAGACCCGCAUUACGGCGCCAGUGAAGAACUUCAAGGCACUGCAGCAUGACAUUACGAAGGAGGAGAAAUCCCUGGAAAUUGUCGAACGUUAUGAGUGUUUAAUGACCAAGUUAGGCGCCUGUAAGACGCAAUUCUUUGAUGAUUGGUCCGUGCAACUGGCGGACCAAAUCGAGGAGGAUCUUAAGAAGUCACUCAUUGGACGCGAUCAGCACAGCCAUUCGUUGAUACUCAACUUCAGCACCACACUCUUUUCCAUACUGCGCGAGGUGCACUAUAUGCAGCAAAUGAAAAUUGAUGGGAUACCCGAGAUAGCCAUCGAGUUUGCAGAGAAGAGCGAUGUGUUCCGCUCGUAUACACUAAAUCUGGAGAAGACCAUCGAUUGGUACAACAGCAUACAGGAGGGCAGCUCAACGGUUGAGCUCAAACUGAUUGAGUCCGAGAUUAAAAUGAUUGAUGAUCUGGUUAAAAUCGGUGUGGAUCAUCUUGUUUGGAAUUCGGCAGACAUCAUGGACUACCUGGAGAAGCUACGCAAGCCUGUGGCUGAAUUGCGCAAUCGCGUGAAUCACACACAGGAGAAUCUGCGACAAGUACGCAAAAUAAUGGAGGUGUGGGCAAAGCAGCCCCUCUUUGAGCGUCGUGACUGCAAAAAGGACUCGGUGUUGUCCCUAGAUGAGCGACCCGAUCGCACGGCCAAGCGUUAUGCAGAGAUUCAGGCGGCCUCAUUGGAGAUACAUAAACUUCUCCAGGACAACAUGUUGCAGUUUGACAUGGAGCAGAAGCAAAACGAUGAUGUUUGGUUGAGUUACGUGGACUUUGUCGAUAAUAUUGUCUAUGAGAACAUACUGCGCACUGUGGGCGUCAGUGUUGGCUACUUGGCUGAGAACAUGGAUCCGGACAACAAUUAUGCGCCACUCUUUGAGUCACGACUGGAACUUGUGGAACCAAAUUUGGUAUUUGUGCCUUCGUUGGAACCCGAAGAUCCCAUGGGCUUCAACAAUAUGCUGAUUGAGCUGAUGCGGGAUAUAAUGAAGAUGGGUUCGCUUGUAAAGCGACUCAAGCCCAAUGAGAAACGCAACUAUGUGGAGCUGAUCAAGGAGAAUCAGGAUAUUAUUGACAUGCGUCGCGAGAUACUCAAUGGCGUUGAUCUGGUCAUGGAGGAAGCAUCCCGAUUCUGUCGGCAAUUCGAACGAUACUCGUAUUUGUGGUUAGACGAUCGCGAGGAGUGCAUGGAAUAUUUUCUGGAAUAUGGACGGAUGCUGGAUCCAGAUGAAAUAGAACUGAUUCAGAUGAAUGAUCCGGCAGCACCACCGCCACCACAACCCUGUCAACCGACAAUUGAGGCCUUUCGGGAGCAGAUUGACAAUUACGAAUCGCUCUUCAGCGAGAUUGAGGACAUACCAGCAUUUCAGGUGUUUAGCUCUUGGUUCCAAGUGGAUGUGCGACCCUUUCGACAGGCCCUGCUCAACACCGUCUGCAAGUGGGGCAACAUGUUUAAGGAGCAUCUGGUGACGACUGUCACAUCAAGUCUGAUGGAUCUCAGUCAUUUUAUACGCAAGGCCGAUGAGGGCCUCUUGCAAACGGUCAAAGAGAAGGACUAUGAGGGAUUGGUCAGCAUUAUGGCCUACCUGAUGCAGGUGAAGGAGCGUGCAGCCAACACGGAUGAGAUGUUUGAGCCAAUGCAGGAGACCAUACAGCUACUCAAAUACUAUGACAUGGACAUACCCGAGGAGGUGAACGUGCUGCUGCAGGAGCUGCCCGAACAGUGGGCAAACACCAAGAAGAUUGCCACAACGGUGAAGCAGCAGGUUUCCCCACUCCAAGCCACCGAAGUGGUUAGCAUAAGGCAUAAAAUAACGGUAUUCGAGGCGCACAUACAACUCUUCCGGGAGGUCUUCAAGCAAUACGAUUUCUUUCGCUUCGAUUGCUAUAAGCCUUACUUACUCAUGGAUCGCAUCAACGAUGACAUGUUCCUCUGCGAGCGGGAAAUGGGCGAGAUACAGAAGUCGGGCAGUCUCUUUGAAGUGAAUAUACCGGAGUUUAAGGUGCUCAAGCAAUGCCGUAAGGAGCUGCGCAUGCUGAAGCAACUCUGGGAUUAUGUGAAUAUAGUUCAGACCUGCAUUGAGGAUUGGAAGACGACGCCUUGGCGCAAAGUCGAUGUGGAGAAUAUGGAUAUUGAGUGCAAGAAAUUUGCCAAGGAUAUACGACUAUUGGAUAAGGAGAUGCGCGCCUGGGACACGUUCAUCAAUCUCGAGUCGACGGUGAAGAAUAUGUUGACCUCCCUUCGUGCCGUCGGCGAGCUACAGAAUCCGGCGAUUCGCGAGCGUCACUGGAAUCAGCUGAUGAACUCCACCAAGAGUCUGGCCGCCUUGCCCAAGGAAGUGACCGUGAAAUUCAUAAUGGAUCAUGAGACAACGCUUGCGGAACUAUUAGGCUUAAAUCUGCACGAAUGCGAGGAGGAAGUGAAAAAUAUUGUGGAUAAAGCCGUUAAGGAGAUGUCAAUGGAGAAGAUAUUGCGUGACUUGAAUUCCACAUGGUCGGCCAUGGAGUUCGACAAUGAGCUGCACCCGCGCACUGGCUGUAAACUCCUUAAGACAUCGGAAGAACUCAUAGAGACGCUUGAAGAGAAUCAGGUGUGCCUACAAAAUUUAAUAACAUCCAAGUACAUCGCCCAUUUCCUCGAGGAAGUUUCAACUUGGCAAAAUAAAUUAAUGGUUGCUGAUCAAGUGAUUACCGUUUGGUUUGAGGUGCAACGCACUUGGACCCAUCUUGAGAGUAUCUUCAUGAGUUCGGAAGACAUACGCAAACAGCUCCCCGUCGAUUCGGAACGUUUCGAUAAUAUCGAUGCCGAGUUCCGUAUACUCAUGGAUGAGAUGUCCCUCUCAUCGAAUGUGGUGGCAUCAACGAAUCGAGCUGGCCUGAUCGAACGUCUGGAGCAUUUGCAAAAGGAGCUGACGCUGUGCGAGAAGGCACUGGCAGAGUAUUUGGAAACAAAACGUUUGGCUUUUCCUCGUUUCUAUUUUGUAUCAUCGGCCGAUCUGCUCGAUGUACUCAGCAAUGGCAUCCAACCCGAAAUGGUUACCAAACAUCUGACCAAACUAUUCGAUUCAAUUGCACGGCUCAAAUUCAAUCGCGAUGCGGCUAAUGAGAUAGAGACAGCUUCCGGCAUGUAUGCCAAAGAUGGCGAAUACGUUGAAUUUAAUGAACUGGCCAGUAUACGCGGCCCGGUUGAAGUGUGGCUAAAUCGCAUACAAGCGGCGAUGCGUGCCUCACUGCGUCAUUAUGUCACCGAAGCUGUCGUCGCUUAUGAGGAAAAGCAACGUGAACAAUGGUUAUUCGAUUAUCCUGCACAGGUCUCGCUAUGCGGCUCACAAAUCUGGUGGUCCACCGAGGUGAACAUUGCGUUCAGUCGUUUGGAGGAGGGCUACGAUAAUGCCAUCAAGGAUUAUUACAAAAAACAAAUCUCACAGCUCAGUUUACUCAUUACACUGCUGCUCGGCGAGCUGACCAAGGGGGAUCGUCAGAAAAUUAUGACGAUAUGCACAAUUGAUGUGCAUUCGAGAGAUGUGGUCGCUAAGAUGAUUCAGGCCAAAUUGGAUUCAGGUUCGGCUUUUAUGUGGCAAUCGCAGUUGCGGCAUCGCUUUGACGAUGUCGAGAAAGAUUGCUUUGCCAAUAUUUGCGACGCUGAGUUCCAGUAUUGUCACGAAUACUUAGGCAAUACACCACGCCUGGUCAUCACGCCGCUCACAGAUCGCUGUUACAUAACACUCACACAGAGCUUACACUUGGUAAUGGGCGGCGGACCAGCUGGUCCGGCGGGCACCGGUAAAACGGAGACAACUAAAGAUCUGGGACGUGCCUUGGGCAUCAUGGUCUACGUGUUUAAUUGCUCCGAACAAAUGGAUUAUCAAUCAUGUGGUAACAUUUACAAGGGUUUGGCUCAAACGGGCGCCUGGGGCUGCUUCGAUGAAUUUAAUCGGAUUACGGUCGAGGUGCUGUCCGUUGUGGCCGUGCAGGUUAAGUCCGUACAGGACGCCAUACGCGACAAAAAGGACAAAUUCAAUUUUAUGGGCGAGUUCAUUACGUGUGUGCCCACCGUGGGCAUAUUCAUAACCAUGAAUCCCGGAUAUGCCGGACGCACAGAGCUGCCAGAGAAUCUAAAGGCACUGUUUCGUCCCUGCGCCAUGGUGGUACCCGACUUUGAGCUCAUAUGCGAAAUUAUGUUGGUCGCCGAGGGAUUCCAGGAUGCACGCGUCCUCGCUCGCAAAUUCAUCACACUGUACACGCUGUGCAAGGAGCUGCUAUCCAAACAGGAUCACUACGACUGGGGCUUGCGUGCCAUCAAGUCGGUGCUCGUGGUCGCCGGCUCACUUAAGCGCGGCGAUCCUGGUCGACCGGAGGAGGAGGUGCUGAUGCGCGCAUUGCGCGACUUCAAUAUACCGAAAAUUGUCACAGAUGAUAUGCCCGUGUUCAUGGGGCUCAUCAGCGAUUUAUUUCCCGCUUUGGAUGUGCCUCGCAAACGUGAUCAGGACUUUGAACGCACCGUAAAACAAGCUGCCUCCGAUUUGCUACUACAACCGGAAGAUAAUUUUAUAUUGAAAGUAGUGCAACUGGAGGAACUGUUGGAGGUACGUCAUUCUGUAUUCAUUGUUGGCAAUGCUGGCACCGGUAAAACCCAAGUGUGGAAGACGCUGCUGCGCACCUAUCAGAACAUUAAACGGAAGCCCAUAUUCAAUGACUUGAAUCCAAAAGCGGUGACCAAUGAUGAACUUUUCGGCAUUAUCAACCCGGCGACACGCGAAUGGAAGGAUGGCCUGUUCUCAGUGCUAAUGCGGGACCAAGCAAACAUAACGGGUGAUCAACCCAAGUGGAUUGUGCUCGAUGGCGACAUCGAUCCCAUGUGGAUCGAGAGCUUAAAUACCGUUAUGGAUGACAACAAAGUCUUAACUUUGGCCAGCAAUGAGCGCAUUGCGUUAACACCUUCGAUGCGUUUGCUCUUUGAGAUCUCCAACCUGAGAACAGCGACACCGGCAACCGUAUCCAGAGCUGGCAUACUGUACAUAAAUCCCCAGGACUUGGGUUGGAAUCCCUAUGUGACCAGUUGGGUUGAAACGCGCAAAAUUCCAGCCGAAAAGUCCAAUUUGGUCAUGUUAUUCGAUAAGUACAUACCGCCCUCAUUGGAGACGAUACGCGUGCGCUUCAAAAAGAUCACGCCUGUCGCUGAAAUGGCCCACAUACAAAUGCUGUGCCAUCUGCUAAACUGUUUUCUAAUACCAGCGAAUACGCCGGCCGAUUGCCCAAAAGAAUGGCACGAAUUGUACUUUGUUUUUGCCUGUAUUUGGGCAUUCGGUUCGGCCAUGUUCCAGGAUCAAGCCAUUGACUAUCGCGUGGAAUUCAGCAAAUGGUGGGUAAAUGAGUUCAAAACUGUUAAGUUUCCAUCGGGUGGAACAGUUUUCGAUUAUUUUUUGGAUUGCGAUACAAAGACUUUUAUGCUGUGGUCGGAGAAGAUACCGAAGUUUGAGCUGGAUUCGGAUCUACCAUUGCAAGCUGUGCUUGUGCACACCUCCGAGUCAAUACGACUGCGCUUUUUCCUGGAUCUACUGAUGGAUAAGAAGCACCCGGUGAUGCUAGUGGGCAAUGCCGGUUGCGGCAAGACCGUACUGGUCAAUGAGAAGCUUCAAUCGCUUUCUGAGAAUUACGCUGUCACCACAAUACCAUUCAAUUUCUAUACAACGUCCGAAAUGUUGCAAAAGAUCCUUGAGAAGCCGCUGGAGAAGAAGGCGGGUCGCAACUACGGACCGCCCGGCAACAAGACCUUGAUCUACUUUAUUGACGACAUAAACAUGCCCGAGGUGGACUGCUACGGCACCGUCCAGCCGCACACCCUAAUGCGACAGCAUCUGGACUAUGGCCAUUGGUAUGAUCGCAACAAGCUGACCCUCAAGGAUAUACAUAACUGUCAGUAUGUGGCCUGCAUGAAUCCCACCUCAGGCAGCUUCACCAUCAAUCCACGUCUGCAGCGACACUUCUGCGUCCUGGCCGUCAGCUUCCCCGCCGCGGACUCUAUCACGCUCAUGUAUUCGGCCAUUUUGGCACAGCACUUUGCCAAUGCCGAGCAGAAGUUUAUGCCGAUUGUCAUGCGGAUGACACCCAACAUUGUGGCAGCCACAAUUGCGCUGCAUAACAAAUGUCUACAGGUGUUUUUACCCACGGCUGUUAAAUCGCAUUAUAUCUUCAAUCUGCGCGAUAUCAGCAAUGUAUUUCAAGGUCUGCUUUUUAGUUCGACGGAUUGUUUGACGGGCCCAACAGAUCUUAUACGUUUGUGGCAACAUGAGACACAGCGUGUGUACUCGGAUAAGCUGAUCGAUGAUAAGGAUAUUGAUAGCUUUACUAAAAUGCAGCAUGACAUUGUCAAGAAGUCGUUCGAAGAAAUUGACGAAUCCGUGAUAUUCGACAAGCCGAAUAUUUACUGUCAUUUCGCUGGAGGAAUUGGUGAUCCUAAGUACAUGCCAAUCAAGGCCUGGCCUGAGCUUCACAAACUCCUUCAGGAAGCAAUGUCAUCGUAUAAUGAUCUAGUCGCUGCCAUGAAUCUGGUGUUAUUCGAGGAUGCGAUGAUGCACGUGUGCAGAAUCAAUCGCAUAUUAGAAUCGCCGCGUGGCAGCGCGUUAUUGGUUGGUGUUGGUGGCAGUGGAAAACAAUCUCUAGCGCGCUUGGCAGCAUUCAUAUCCAGCUUGGAGGUUGUGCAGAUACAGCUCAAAAAGGGUUACGGUGUCAACGAUUUAAAGUGCGAGUUUUCCGGCUUGUAUUUGAAAGCUGGAUUGAAAAACGUUAGCAUCAUGUUUUUAAUGACGGAUGCGCAAAUACCGAGCGAGGAUUUUCUUGUCUUAAUCAACGAUUUGUUAGCCACUGGCGAGAUUCCAGAUCUAUUUCCGGAUGACGAAAUCGAGAAUAUAAUCGCUGGCGUGCGUAAUGAGGUCAAAGGUGCGGGACUGGUUGAUACGCGUGAAAACUGCUGGAAAUUCUUCAUCGAUCGUGUGCGCAAACAACUGAAGAUAGUUCUGUGUUUUUCACCAGUGGGUUCAACAUUGCGUGUUCGGUCGAGAAAAUUCCCUGCCAUCAUCAAUGCAACAUCCAUCAAUUGGUUCCACGAAUGGCCUCAGGAGGCACUCAUAUCGGUUGCCAUGAAUUUCCUCGCACAGAACAAAGUGCUGCCAGAGAAUCAUCGCGAUUCUGUGGCCAAGUUCAUGGCCUAUGUACACACGUCGGUCAAUACGACGUCCAAGGUUUAUUUACAGAACGAACGCCGCUACAACUACACCACACCCAAGAGCUAUCUCGAACAGAUCAAUCUAUAUCUGAAGCUACUCAAUCACAAGCACGACGAUUUGCAGAGCAAAAUCGAACGAUUAGAGAAUGGGCUGGAGAAGCUACGCUCCACCGCUGUCCAGGUGGCAGAUCUCAAGGUCAAACUGGCCGUACAGGAGGUGGAGCUGAAGGAGAAGAACGAUGCAGCCGAUGCCUUGAUCGAAAUUGUGGGCAUUGAAACGGAAAAGGUGCAAACGGAAAAAGCCGUGGCCGAUGAGGAGGAAAUGAAGGUUGCCUUGAUAGCCGACGAAGUGAGCAAAAAGCAGCGAGAUUGCGAGGAGGAUCUCCUCAAAGCCGAGCCAGCUUUAUUAGCCGCUCAAGAGGCUCUGAAUACCCUCAACAAAGCUAACUUAACUGAACUUAAAAGCUUUGGUUCUCCGCCGGGCGCGGUUACUAAUGUAACGGCUGCUGUUAUGGUGCUCCUGGCACCUGGCGGCAAGCUGCCCAAAGAUCGCUCCUGGAAGGCAGCCAAAAUCUCCAUGGCCAAGGUAGAUGCCUUUCUGGAUGGUCUGAUCACCUACGACAAGGAAAACAUACAUCCCGAAAUCAUCAAAGCCAUCCAACCCUAUCUCAAGGAUCCCGAAUUCGAGCCAGAGUUUGUGCGCUCCAAAUCCGGCGCCGCAGCUGGACUCUGCGCCUGGGUCAUCAACAUAAUCAAGUUCUAUGAGGUGUACUGCGAUGUGGAGCCGAAGCGCAAGGCACUUGCCGCAGCCAACGCGGAGCUGGCAGCCGCCCAGGAUAAACUGUCGGGCAUCAAACGCAAAGUGAUGAGCCUUGAGGAACAGCUGGCCAAGCUUACAGCGGACUUUGAGACGGCCAUUGCCGAUAAAUUGCGUUGUCAACAGGAAGCGGAUGCCACACAAGCGACCAUCGCGCUGGCCAAUCGUCUGGUGGGCGGUUUGGCCAGUGAAAACGUGCGCUGGGCUGAAGCAGUCAAUAACUUCGUCAAGCAGGGAAUUACGUUACCCGGCGAUAUACUACUCAUAACCGCCUUCAUUUCCUAUGUCGGCUGUUUCACGAAAGGCUUUCGCAUUGAUCUAUUGCUAAAGAUGUGGACACCCUUUCUGAAGAGCAUUGAUCCGCCCAUACCCACAACCGAAAAUCUCGAUCCGCUGACGCUGCUUACGGAUGACACGACCAUCGCCGUUUGGACAAAUGAGGGACUGCCUAGCGAUCGCAUGUCCAUUGAGAAUGCUACAAUUCUAUCCAAUUCGGAUCGUUGGCCACUGAUGAUUGAUCCUCAGUUGCAGGGCGUCAAGUGGAUUAAGCAGAAAUAUGGCGAGGAGCUAAAGGUCAUACGACUGGGCCAACGCAACUAUUUGGAUAUCAUUGAAAAGUCCAUUAAUACCGGCAUCACAGUCCUGAUCGAGAACAUUGAUGAAAAUCUGGACCCUGUUCUAGACUCAUUGCUCGGACGUAAUCUAAUUAAGAAGGGCAAAGCCAUUAAAAUAGGUGACAAGGAGAUCGAGUACAAUUCCACUUUCCGUUUGAUCCUGCACACUAAACUAGCUAAUCCGCACUAUAAGCCAGAGAUGCAAGCACAGACAACGCUUAUUAAUUUUACCGUUACACGCGAUGGCCUGGAGGAUCAGCUACUCGCUGAAGUAGUCAAGGCGGAACGACCCGAUCUGGAGGAUCUCAAGGCCGAAUUAACCAAACAACAGAAUGACUUUAAAAUCAUGCUAAAGAAGCUGGAGGAUGAUCUACUCUCGCGUCUUUCGUCGGCGGGUGAGAAUAUUUUAGGUGAUACCGCAUUGGUGGAGAAUCUGGAGACAACGAAGAGCACUGCCUCCGAUAUUGAGGAGAAAGUGGCAGAGGCAAAGAUCACAUCCAAGGAAAUCGAUAAGGCUAGAGAAUAUUACAGACCAGCUGCGGCCCGAGCAAGUCUCUUGUAUUUUAUACUCAACGAAUUGAACACAAUAAAUCCAAUCUAUCAGUUUUCACUGAAGGCGUUUAGCGUAGUGUUCCAAAAGGCCAUAGCCAAGGCUGAACCGGGCGAAACUUUGGAUUUGCGUGUUUCAAAUCUGAUCGAUUGCAUUACGUAUUCGGUCUUUCAGUAUACUUCGCGUGGUCUUUUCGAAUGCGACAAGCUCAUCUUUGCCUCGCAAAUGACUUUUCAGAUACUGUUGAUGAACGAGGAGGUCUCAUCUGCGGAACUGGACUUCCUACUCCGCUUCCCGAUCAAGCCACAUGUCACAAGUCCUGUGGAUUUUUUGAGUAACCAAUCGUGGGGCGGAAUUUGCAGUCUAGCGUCCAAAGAUGAGUUUCGGAACUUGGACCGGGACAUUGAGACAUCAUCGAAACGCUGGAAAAAGCUCGUGGAGUCGGAGCUGCCGGAGAAGGAGAAAUUUCCACAGGAAUGGAAGAAUAAAACCGCAUUGCAGCGCCUCUGCAUGAUCAGAGCCCUGAGACCCGAUCGCAUGACCUAUGCCCUUGCUGACUUUAUUGAGGAGAAACUGGGCUCGAAAUAUGUUGAGAAUCGUGCCAUGGAAUUCGCCAAGUCCUACGAGGAAGCUAGCCCUUCGACGCCCAUUUUCUUUAUACUCUCGCCUGGCGUGAAUCCCCUAAAGGAUGUUGAAGCCCUGGGCAAACAGUUGGGUUUCUCCUUGGAUCUGGGCAACUUUCACAAUGUGUCCUUGGGUCAAGGCCAGGAAUCAAUUGCGGAAACAGCUAUGGAUACGGCGGCUAAAAAUGGACACUGGGUCGUCCUACAGAACAUCCAUUUGGUGCGCAAAUGGCUGCCAGUACUGGAGAAGAAGUUGGAGCACUACGCAGAUGGCUCACAUUCGGAUUAUCGUAUGUUCCUGAGCGCGGAGCCGGCCUCAACGCCAUCGGCACAUAUCAUACCACAGGGCAUCUUGGAGUCAUCAAUAAAAAUCACGAAUGAGCCGCCAACAGGCAUGUUGGCCAACCUGCACAAGGCAUUGGAUAAUUUUACACAGGAAACUCUGGAAAUGUCUGGCAAGGAAGCUGAAUUUAAAGCCAUACUCUUCUCCUUGUGCUACUUUCACGCUGUAGUCGCUGAGCGACGCAAAUUUGGUCCACAAGGUUGGAACAAAAUCUAUCCCUUCAACGUGGGCGACUUGAAUAUAAGCGUUUCGGUGCUUUAUAACUAUUUGGAGGCGAAUGCCAAAGUGCCUUGGGAGGACUUGCGUUAUCUGUUUGGUGAGAUCAUGUAUGGCGGUCAUAUAACCGAUGACUGGGACAGACGCUUGUGCAUUACAUAUUUGGAGGAGUAUAUGCAACCGGAUCUGGUCGAUGGCGAGCUGUAUUUGGCACCCUCGUUUCCCGCUCCGCCCAACACCGACUAUGUGGGCUAUCACACGUAUGUGGAUGAUAUGAUGCCAGCCGAGUCUCCCUAUCUAUAUGGACUGCAUCCCAAUGCGGAGGUCGGUUUCCUCACCACACGAGCGGAAAUCAUCUUCCGCACCGUUUUCGAAAUGCAGCCAAGAGAUGCGGGUGCAGGAGGUGGUGCCACAGUUACACGCGAGGACAAAGUUAAGCAAAUUGUGGAUGAGAUCAUUGAGAAGCUGCCGGAGGAGUUUAACAUGGUAGAGAUUAUGAACAAAGUCGAGGAGCGUACGCCAUAUGUGAUUGUGGCGUUUCAGGAAUGCGAACGCAUGAAUUACCUAACCAGCGAAAUGAAACGCAGCCUGAAGGAGCUCGACCUGGGCUUGAAGGGUGAAUUGACCAUCACAUCGGAUAUGGAGGUGCUUGAGAAUUCAUUGUUUCUGGAUCAAGUGCCGCCGAUAUGGGCACAACGUGCCUAUCCCUCGCUGCUGGGUCUCAACAAUUGGUUCAUCGAUUUGUGUCUGCGACUGCGAGAGUUGGAAACUUGGUCCACCGAUUUUGUGCUACCCUCCUGCGUCUGGCUGGCGGGCUUCUUUAACCCCCAAUCGCUGCUAACAGCCAUCAUGCAGAGCACGGCGCGACGCAACGAGCUGCCGCUGGACAAGAUGUGCCUGCAGUGUGACGUGACUAAGAAGCAGAAGGAGGAAUUUACUACGGCACCGCGGGACGGCUGCUGUGUGCAUGGCAUCUAUAUGGAGGGCGCCAGAUGGGAUAUACAGCAGGGUAUUAUUAUGGAAUCACGUCUCAAAGAACUUUAUCCAUCAAUGCCAGUGAUCAAUAUUCGAGCCAUUACCCAAGACAAGCAGGACUUGAGAAACAUGUACGAAUGCCCCGUUUAUAAGACACGCACCCGUGGUCCGACCUACGUGUGGACCUUCAAUUUGAAGACCAAAGAUAAGCCAGGCAAAUGGACGCUGGCGGGCGUGGCGCUCCUCUUACAGACCUAGACAAUUUUAGAAAUCUUUUCAACUAUUGAUAGUUUUUUUUUUAUAUCGAUUAUUAAUGUUAUAGAAUAUUUUAAUGUGGUAUUUUCUUCUUCCACAUAGUCAAAAAUUUUGUAUUCUCCACUUAUCAAUUACACUAGAUUGAUAAAUUGAUGUUUAUACUAUUCAACAACCUCCUAAGUAGAAAAUUUUAAAAUUAAUAUUUAUUAACUUGAUUAUAUUACACGAAUUUUUUCCUACUCUA